This is a messenger RNA of Hevea brasiliensis (rubber tree), 2347 nucleotides long. RefSeq names its product probable polygalacturonase. The transcript has 6 exons. Gene Ontology annotation, biological process: carbohydrate metabolic process. The record is from RefSeq and is a predicted model, not a curated record. The coding region runs from base 657 to 2102 and encodes 481 amino acids. Lineage: Eukaryota; Viridiplantae; Streptophyta; Magnoliopsida; Malpighiales; Euphorbiaceae. Gene Ontology annotation, molecular function: polygalacturonase activity.
UAAGAUAAAAAUAGGACAACAUGGGCUUGAGAUAACACAGGAUUUUCCAUUGGGAUGAAAUUUUCAUCUCCACAUCAUAUAAUUACUGGUUAGAAACCAGAAAACCCACUAACUUUGAUUGUCCAACGGCCAUGUUUUUAGCUUUUUUAAGUAGGAAAAACAAUGUAUUUUUCUGAUAAUGGUGAAGGUGGAAGCAUAGGCAGUGGUAGGAUAGUGACAUGCUAUAUGUGUAAUGAUGACUAGCAUGAACAUUGGGAAGUGGAGGAGUAUGGGCUCCUACUUCUCAAUUUGAUGCUUAAGGUUAAUCAAAUCCAACUAGUUUAUUGCCUAAAUGCCAAGCCAAGGUGCAGAACUUCAAAUUAGAAUAAUUAAUUAGUAAUUUUUUCUAUAAAAAAAAUUGAUAAUUCAAUCCUUAUGGAAUUCACUUUUAAUGUUGAUGAUGAAAUAUUUCUGUCAAAAUGAUGUCAAAGCCAUAAAAAGAUUCCAAUGAAGGCACGAAAAAGAGCAUAGCUUUGCUUGGCUUCGAAGAACGACAAGCAGCCUUGCAAGCCAAAGUCUGUAUCUACAGUUAUCGCUUUUUUCACUAUAAAUACACCGUUUCGUCUCCAUAACAUCACGUAACAAAUCCCUCAUCCAUUGAAGUUUCAGUUUCGACCAUGGAGUUGCUCUGGAUAAGUACUGCGAAACCUCGAGUGGCUAAUAUAGUUUCAGUGCUGGUAGUCUUGGCAUUGCUGAGUGUGAAGGGAGCAGAGAGCAGAAAAGCAAGGAUUUUGGACUCCUUUGAGUACAAUGCUAUAAGCUGCAGGGCUCAUAGUGCAUCAAUAACAGAUUUUGGAGGAGUUGGAGAUGGCCUAACAUCCAACACUAAAGCAUUUCAGGAUGCAAUUAAUAAUCUGAGUCAGUAUGCAUCAGAUGGUGGGUCUCAACUCUUUGUUCCUGCUGGAAAAUGGCUGACGGGUAGCUUCAGCCUUACCAGUCAUUUCACUCUCUUCCUCCACAAGGAUGCUGUUCUUCUUGCUUCUCAGAAUAUUAACGAAUGGCCAUCGCUGAAACCUCUGCCAUCGUACGGCCGAGGAAGGGAUGCAGCAGCUGGAAGGUACGCCAGCCUCAUUUUUGGAACAAAUCUCACUGAUGUUAUUGUUACAGGGGAUAAUGGCACAAUUGAUGGUCAGGGUGCUUUCUGGUGGCAGAAAUUUCACCAGGGCAAGCUCAAAUACACCCGACCUUACUUGAUUGAGUUCAUGUUCUCAGAUAACAUCCAAAUUUCGAAUCUAACGCUCCUAAAUUCCCCAUCAUGGAAUGUUCAUCCUGUUUACAGCAGUAAUAUUCUUGUGCAAGGCAUUACCAUCAUUGCUCCAAUCAAAUCUCCAAACACUGAUGGCAUCAACCCAGAUUCUUGCACAAACGUUAAAAUUGAAGACUGCUACAUAGUCUCCGGAGAUGAUUGUGUGGCCGUUAAGAGCGGUUGGGAUGAGUAUGGGAUUGCGUUUGGGAUGCCCACAAGGCAACUAAUAAUCAGACGGCUCACAUGCAUUUCUCCAUACAGUGCCACAAUUGCACUAGGAAGUGAAAUGUCAGGUGGGAUCCAAGAUGUUAGAGCAGAGGACAUCACAGCCAUCAAUACAGAAUCAGGGGUCAGGAUCAAAACUGCUGUAGGAAGAGGAGGCUUUGUGAAGGACAUAUAUGUAAGGAGAAUGACUAUGCACACCAUGAAGUGGGCCUUUUGGAUGACUGGAAAUUAUGGGUCACACGCUGAUAAGAACUAUGACCCAAACGCCCUGCCUGUAAUUCAAGGGAUCAGCUAUAGGGAUAUGGUUGCAGAUAAUGUGUCAAUGGCCGCCAGAUUGGAGGGAAUUUCCGGCGACCCAUUUAAGGAAAUUUGUAUUUCUAAUGUCACAAUUGGAAUGGCAGCCAAGCACAAGAAGAUAAUAUGGACAUGCACUGAUAUUGAGGGGAUCACAAGUGGAGUGACUCCUCGACCGUGUGAUUUAUUGCCUGAUCAAAGGCCAGAGCAACUUACAGAAUGCAAUUUUCCGCCGGAGGAUAUACCUAUUGACUCGGUAAAGUUUCAGAAGUGUUCUAUUGGUAUGCAUUAUAUGUGAGCUUCUUUUCUAAGGACAAGCUCUACAACUUGAGAGUACUACUAGAUACGGAGAUUACUGUGCUUCCUUGUAAACAUAAUAUUAUUGUAGUUUUUACGAGUGAUAAAACUGCUUUGGUGUGUUUAUGAAAACAAAGUCGAUAGGCUUGUGGAAAGAUUAUAUAGAGAGAAAUCAUCCAUCAGUUCCUAGGUUGCUUUGAAUGUAUCACAUCUAGAUUAACAUCCAAGAAACAUCCAGUUCAUAUA